CCCCUCCUCCCUGCUGUCACAUCUGGAGCUGGCUGCUCUCAUCAGCACCACUCAGCGCAGUGUAUGUGUGUGUUUGAGAGAGAGCGAGAGCGAGUGAGAGAGAGUGAGGGAGGGAGUAAACGACUGGAGAAGUGGAGACUGGCUUGGUCGGCGUAGCCUCAUCCACAGCCGAGCAGAAUCAAGGAGAGGAGAGCGGAAGGACAUCCCACGCCACCUUCUCAUCCGCACUCACAAAUAGGCUGUUUUGCAUCUCCUCUGUCCUCCAUCCGCGCGUCCAGGUUCUUUCCACCCCCCUCUCUCUCUUUCUCUUCCUUCCUCUUGCUGUGGGUAGCGUAUGAUGAGCUCCAGCCUGCUAGAAAACCCGGUGCAGGCGAUUCUGUACCUGCGGGAGCUUACCACCAUCGUCCAGAAUCAACAGAGUCUCAUCCAGACCCAGCGUGCAAGAAUAGAAGAGCUGGACCGGAGGGUAGAUGAGCUGAUCGGCGAGAACAGACACCUGCGGGACGUCAGGAUACAACAACAACAUCCUUAUCACCACCACCAUCACCAUCAUCACCACCCCGACCCCAGCUGCCUUCAUCAUCACCACCACCAUCCCCAGGACCCCCCGCUCAAGACUAGUCCUGGGUCUUUGCCAGAUGCGGCUUCACCAGCACAAGUCGAGGCGGCUCCGGCUGUCCAGUCCUCGCCCACCCAACCUAUGAACCCAGGAGACAUGCAGCUGGUCCCAGCCGAGCCUUCCACAAUUUCACCGGUUGAAAGUGAGUCCGAAAACGGUGGAAGUUGCCCCAGCUGCCGCUCUUUGGUUCCGAUGACCCCGACAACCCUUUGUCGGUCUCUGGCCCUGGCCAGGAAAUCCGAGAGCGAGACUGUGCUGCAUCAGUUUUGCUGCCCCGCCCCUGAGCAUCCAGAGACUGAGACCACUGGCUCAUCCAGUGGACAGAUGCUGAGCCUGGAGGAUGGCACCUCCUCUGGGGACAGACAGGAAACAGAGGGUACCAAAAGGGAGGGACCCAGUGAGUACGAGAGCACCCUGGAGAAUAAAAACAAACAGAUAGAAGAGUUGGAGCAGAAGUAUGGAGGCCAUCUCAUAGCAAGGCGGGCAGCCCGUCGUAUCCAGACAGCCUUCCGUCAGUACCAGCUCAGCAAAAACUUCCAGAAGAUCCGCAACUCAUUGUCAGAAAGUAAGCUUCCUCGUCGGAUCUCUCUACGGCAUCCCAGCCCUUCGGGCAGAAACCGGAACGCAGCUCAGAGACACAGCUACACUCUGCAUCCUGGAGGAGGACAGAUACCUUUACGCUCUAAAACUCCCCCUCCACCCCCUUGCCGCUCCACAUCCCUGCCCCCAUCAUCUCCUGCGUCAGCCCCGGCACCUCCCCCAACUCCUGCCCCAGGCUCAGGCCCAGGACCUGGACCAGGCCCAGCACCACCCACACCUCAAACCCCAGGACCCUCACUCACACAACUGGAAGACUGCUUCUCUGAACAACUGCACUCCUUGGCGCAGUCAAUUGAUGAAGCCCUUCGUGGCUGGAGCUUGUCUGAGGGUGGAGAGGGGAAGGGACUGCUGAUGGACCCCGGGGCGCUUCGUGCAGCUGCCGAGAGUGCUUGUCUGCCACGUAGUGCCAGCUCGCUGCUCAUGGCGUUCAGGGAUGUUACAGUUCAUAUUGACAGCAAUAGCUCCUAUACCAUCUCCUCUGCCACCACCACAACCACCACCACCUCUUUGGGCAAUGCAGGUGGGGGACAACCAGGUAGCAGGAAGACUUCUGUGAGUGGAAUGGCUGGGGGAGGAGACAACCAGUCAGUGGAGGAGCCAGAGUUUCCUGCACCUCCGCCUAGUGAAGAGCUGGAAAUGGUUGAUCUAGGAUCCAGGAGGGGUUCAGCAGUGCCAACUGCAGGGGGAGGAGGAAUAGAAGGGGAGAACAGCACAGACAGACUGGGAUCCUCCUCCACUUCUACCUCUACUUCCACUUCCAUCUCCACCUCUGCCCAGACUAACCAACAGCCUGCCCAGAUUUAUACCCAGUACCAGCAGUACCACUACACUCAUCCCCAGCAGAUCUCCGGGGGGCCAAGCCCCGAGGCCCUGCAGGCUCUGGUCGUCUCUCUGCCGAGGGACCGCUGCCAGGAUCCAGCCUCUUGCCGCUCACCCACCCUGUCUACUGACACACACCGCAAACGCCUCUAUCGUAUAGGACUCAACCUCUUCAAUGUGAAUCCAGAGAGAGGCAUCCACUUCCUGAUUACGCGUGGUUUCGUCCCAGACACGGCCAUCGGAGUGGCUCACUUUCUGCUGCAGAGGAAGGGCCUAAGCCGGCAGAUGAUUGGGGAGUUUCUGGGGAACAGCAAACUGCAGUUCAACAGAGAUGUCCUUGACUGUGUUGUGGACGAGAUGGAUUUCUCAGGCAUGGAGCUUGACGAAGCCCUGAGAAAGUUCCAGGCCCAUGUCCGUGUUCAGGGAGAAGCACAGAAAGUGGAGAGACUCAUCGAAGCCUUUAGUCAGAGGUACUGUAUGUGUAAUCCUGACGUGGUGCAGCAGUUUCACAAUCCAGACACCAUAUUCAUUCUGGCCUUUGCUGUCGUCCUCCUCAACACUGACAUGUACUCGCCCAACAUCAAACCCCAGCGAAAAAUGGGCCUUGAUGACUUCAUACGCAACCUAAGAGGUGUGGAUGAUGGAGCGGACAUCCCCAGAGAGAUGGUUGCAGGUAUUUAUGAAAGGAUCCAGCAGAGAGAGCUCCGCUCAAAUGAAGACCAUGUCACCUAUGUGAGCCGUGUGGAGCAGUCAAUCCUGGGCCUAAAAACUAUUCUCGCCGUGCCCCACAGACGUCUAGUGUGCUGCUGUCGUCUGUUUGAGGUGCCUGAUGCCAACAAACCUCACAAACAGAAACUGUCUCAGCUCCAGAGAGAGGUCUUCCUUUUCAAUGACCUACUGUUGAUCCUGAAGCUAUGUCCCAAGAAGAAAAGCUCUGCUUCAUACACCUUCUGUAAAGCUAUGGGUCUCCUAGGAAUGCAGUUUCACCUCUUCAGCAAUGAAUACUAUGCCCAUGGUGUCACCAUGAUGAGCCCGUUUACCUCAGAGAAGAAACAGCUGGUGAGUUUCUGCUCUCCAAGUGGGGAAGAGCUCAGGAAGUUUGCGGAAGAACUCAGAGAGUCAAUCGCAGAGGUCAACGAGAUGGAACAGAUUCACAUCCAGUGGGAACUGGAGAGGCAACAAGGCAUCCAGCCACAUGGCUUACACACUAACGGCGGGCAAAUGGAUGCACAUACAGGACACGGCUCUCCCUCAGGCCAGGAUGCGUACGAUAAAACCGGCAACAACAACACAGUAGAGGUGUCAAUUCACAACAGGCUGCAGACCUAUCAGCUGAGCCAGCCCAGCAUUGAGUCAACGCCACUGGCUCUGGCUGCGCCACCUGCCCUGCUCAGCCCAGUCCAGGCCGGAGAUCUCCGCCCAGAAACACUCAUCCAGUGCCAGCAGAUUGUCAAGGUGAUUGUCAUGGACCAGAGCGGGCGAGGACGGAUGGAGGCAUUCCUCAGCCAAGGCCCGGCUACCCAUCAGCUCAUCCAGUCGGCCCUGUCAACACCUGCGCGUGUCAGAGAGGGAGAUGGGCCUCAACCCCCUUUGCCGCCACCUCCUCCACCUUACAACCAUCCCCACCAAUUCUGUCCACCCGACUCACCCAUGCCCCUUCACCACACCAUGCCUCUUACCCGCAGGCGCAACUCCAGCGGCUCCCGCAGCAUCGUUUAGGUCAUCAGCUGCGUAACAAACUCCCUGCGCCAGACAAGAUCCGCACACUCACACUCAACAAACACAUGCUGGAGCACAAGUCAGCUUACUUUGAAUAGUAAGACAAAAGAAGUGCAAAAAAAAAAGUAAAGUAAAGAUUAUAUUGUGUGACUUAAAUGAGGGGAGGAGGGGGGGGGUGCAAAGAAAAUGCAAACCAAGAAUUUAUUUAUAGUCUUAACUUGGCUGUGUGCUUUUUAAACAUGGAGUAGCUUUGAUGGUAUUUCUGAAAGACUUUUCUUCUUUCUGUUCUCUUCAGCCUGUCACCUGGUAGCAGCUGUUGUUGUCUGUCUGGAUUUCACGCUGUUGGCUGUAUGGUGACUUAGCAUUUUUAAAUGUCGCCUAUCCAACAAGUGUACGUGAGCUUGGAGUGUCAGAAAAAACACCCUGAAAAGACAUGACAUAUCUUUAAAAAAAAGGGGGAAGAUUCUGUUCUCUUUGAGGAUAUUGAUGUUCAUGGCAUCUCCCUGUUUUCAGUAUUACCACACUCAGUGAGGGAUCGUUUUACUGCAGCUAAUCUAACUACUUUAUACCAUAAUCAUUUUCCUUCAUCUCUGCAUAAUGUGAAGAAACAAGAGCACCAGCUUAUUUGUUUCUCCAUUUUCUAGGGAACACAUAAUCAGUGUGCGUGGAAAAAGGCAAAGAAGAUAAAUUGCCGUACCGUCUCUACCACCUACGGGUUAGUGUAGUAAGCAAGGAUGCUGCUACUAACUAAACUAUCCUAAAUUAAUAUCCUGAUGACAAUCAUGAUUCGGUGCUUCACUGUUGCAUGAUUUUCUAAAAUUGAGCAGAUAGCAGAUAUCCUCACAGUAUCUGUAUGCUGUGAUUCUGAAGGUGUGCUCUCACACAGCUCAAGAAAGAGUCUGCUGCAUUGCAACAUUUAACACUUUAUCUGCACCUCUGAGUUGUACUGAGGGGAGAGUGCUUCUGUACUGUUUGUUCAGCCUGCUUACCCAUGGGCAACAGGGAGCCAGGCUGAUAAUUUAUCCUAACCAAGGCUAAAAGAAGCCUUUCUCCUCCUGUCUAUUUACUCCAAACAGGUUGCCUUGUGCAUAGGGAUGUUACCUUUGGAUUUAGGGAAACCUAAAAAGAAAACGUCAUCCAAAAAUCAAAUAUACAUGUUUUUCUUAUGCUUUGUAGUGCUGUUUUUACAUCUAGAUUUGUUUUCUUCUGGUUUGAGUUGCUCAGUUGUGGACAUGCCUGCCUUCUUUUGAAUGUAAUGGAGUUACUGUAGAUAGCACUUGCCUUGGACUGCUAAAAGUGGAAAAAAAUGGCAGAAGGAAGCAUCUAUGACAAGAGGCAUAACCAUGACAGGAUGUAAAUAAUAGGUCCCAGUGCUGAGCUGUAAUGUUGUGUACCUGAACACUUUUUUGGUUGGAUGUACAACCCAAUCCCCGCCCCCCCCCCAAAAAAAAUAAUGCAACAGUUUGCAGAUCACACAAUCCCAUAUGAUUAUCUACAAUAUAACAUAGAAAACAUACUAAAUGUUCAAAUUGAGGGAACCGCCCCCCCAAUAAUGUAAAGAUAAGGAAUUCGAUGGCAGCAAUCCAUCUAAAAAAUAUGUUGUGACAUGUGACGUGUUUACCUCUGUGUCAGCAAAGCCGUGUUGUUGUAAUAUUUCUGCAGUUUAGUGUACCUGCUGUAGCACUGUCUUGUUGAUAGACGUGGUGGUGUCCUAUCCUCUUUAAACCAGAGGAUGCAGCGUCACUGUGCCUUAGUCCAUUUUAAAUGAUCCAGAGAAGACUACACAUUUUCUAGAUCAUCUUCACAUUAUGGUUGUUUAACCUGCAUUUGUGGAUGGCAAUUUGUGUUCACAGAGAGGGAUUUCUGGAAGUAUUUGUGAGCCCAUGCAGUGAUAUUUUCUGUAUGAUAGAAUCAUGCUUGUUUUCAAAGCAGUGCUGCGUGAAGGCCCAUUGUGCUGUUAAUGACGAGAUAUUGACAAUCUUUACAAUUUUACAUUGAGGAACAAUAUUCUGAAAGUGUUCCACAAUUUGUUGAUGUUGUUUUUUGCAGGUCGGUGAACCUCUGCCAUCUUUGCUUCUUAGAAACUCUGCCUCACUAAGAUGCAAUUUUUAUGUCCAGCCAUGUUACUGACCAAUUAACCUUUAUUUAGUAUUAUAUUUGCACACUGUUCCUCCCCUUUUGUUGAUACCAUCCUAACUUUUUUGAGAUGGGUUGCUGCCACCAAAUUAUAAAUAGGCAUAAUACUGUUCCUAGAAUAAUAAAAUGUCUCAGAUUAAACAUUUGUUUACACAUAUUUUUUUAAUGUGCUUAUGAGAUUUUCAAAUCACUGCAUUGUGUUUUUAUUGACAUUUUACACAUUGUCCCAACUUUCCUGGAGUUUGAGUUGUAGGCAUCCAUCCAUUAUUAUAUUCAGUAUCAAGGGUGAGAGGCAGGGCACACCGCACAGGCAGCCAGUCCAUUAAAGGGUGGACACAUUAAAACUGCUCACAACAAGAUCUGAAUCAAACCAAAGUGAAUUUUUUAUUUACUUAUUUAUUUAUUUUUUGACAAAUUGGAUUUUGAUUUCUAGAAAUCACAUUGCUACUAAUUUUCUGAUGUGUAUUUUUUGGUGCUUUGGGCACCACAAGACAAAGUGCCAUCUGCUACCAUCAUACUCAAGAGAAGGCUUGAUUUCCUACAGCUAUGCCUCCAAAACUAUAUUAAAAUGAAGUAAAAUGCUCUACACAGGGUUGACCCAAAUCACCUCACUAGACCACGUCUCCCCUCUCACCUAUUUAUAUUCUCCUUACGCAAUGAAAAUAUUAUAUAAGCAGACAUGCACAUGAGUACUGAAUGUUAAAUCAGGGGGAAAACUGAAGAUGUCCGUGGAAUAAUAACUGAUUUCCUCACGUGUCGUCUGUCCACCGUUGAUGGUUUCGAGCCAGUUUGUACAGCACAUCACGAAUCAUCCGACUGAGACAUACCAAACACGUCUUGUACCUUUUUGCACCACAGAAUAUACUGGAUAUAUUGUAAAUAGAUAAUAUAGAUUUAUUCUGAAAAAGUGAUUGCUUUGCCCAGUGUGUGUAUCUACGUAUGUAUUUGUACAGAGAAAAUCUAGUUUAAAAGAAAAAAAGAAUAUUAUAGUUAUUAUAGUUACUAUUAUUCACAUUUAAUAUCAGGGGGAGUCCUAUAUGUGAUAAGAGACAGAAAACAGGCAGCUUUUAUAGAAUACGUGACAUUAUUACAGAUCUACACUUGUCAUUAAAUUACCAUGUCAUGUUAUUACAGGAUUAUUAAGAGAUGGCUGCGUGUCAUCUGUAAAGGUAUGCAAAGGGCUAUGCUGUAUUGGUGAAUACGUACAGUACACCACAAGUCACGCCACAAACACACACACACACACACACACAUGCACGCACUAGCAUAACAAACAGCUGCACAUGUGAUCACACAACCACACACAAACAUGCACACGGCUGCCAAAGCAACAACAAAUUUAAGCUUAGACUUUGAAACUGCUUGAUUUCUCAAGUCAGUAACCCCACUUUGUUUACUGUAAACUCUGACUUGUACUAUACCGCAUGAUAUUUUUUUUUUUUGUUUGCUUUUUUUGUUCGCUUUGUUUUUUUCAUUUACAGUACACAGGAGGAGUUUGAGUCUACGUUUUCGUUAUUAUUGUCAGGGCAUGUUUGCUUUGUUGAUGUCAUUUUCUCCUUUCUCUCUCUUGCUCUACUCCCUCUCCCCCCUUCUCUUUUCUACCCUUACCCCUUGCCUUCUCCGUGGUUGUCAUGGAGAUGCACCAAUCUGCAUCCUCACUGUGGAGCACUGUCAUUAAUCUCUGCACCGUCACAAUAUUUCUAUAAAGGAGAUUUCUUAAAGAUCAACAUGUUUACUAAAAGAAUUUCUAAUUUUUCUGUUUGAAGAGAAUGAAAGAAUAAAGUAGUUUUUACUCUCA
Pelmatolapia mariae (spotted tilapia) is the source of this 7691-nucleotide messenger RNA. RefSeq names its product IQ motif and Sec7 domain ArfGEF 3b (gene iqsec3b). The record is from RefSeq and is a predicted model, not a curated record. The transcript is spliced from 15 exons. Gene Ontology annotation, molecular function: guanyl-nucleotide exchange factor activity; protein binding. Gene Ontology annotation, biological process: actin cytoskeleton organization; regulation of ARF protein signal transduction. The coding region runs from base 335 to 3757 and encodes 1140 amino acids. Lineage: Eukaryota; Metazoa; Chordata; Actinopteri; Cichliformes; Cichlidae.